AUGGCGACAAAGAACGACACAGGCGUGGUAGUGUGCUCUACAUCGCUGACGCAGGAUGUGCGAACUCGAAUCGCCGAGGUUGCGAAGCAGCUGGGCGCAGUCCAUAAGCUGGACCUGACGUCUGAUGUGACGCAUCUCCUUGUCGGCGAUAUUGAUACUCCCAAGUACAAAUAUGUUGCCAAAGAACGACCCGAAGUGAAGGUGUUGCAGCCUGAAUUUAUUGAUCAAGUAAAUGAAGCAUGGCGAGACGGAGAAGACCUCACCGCGGAGAAGUUACGAGGCUUCGAGGAACAGCACAAGAUGCCGACGUUCGCCUCUCUUCAGAUAUGCAUCACUGGCUUUGAGGAUCCAGACUUUCGCAAGAGCAUAGAGAGAGACGUCGAGACGCGCGGUGGCAAGUACAGUCCUGACCUUGUCAAGUCCGUCACUCACCUUAUCGCUGCUCGCCCAGAGGGUGCCAAGUAUACACAUGCAAAGCAAUGGGGUAUAAGAGUGGUCGGCUUGAAGUGGCUCGAGGACUGUAUUAUUCGGGGUAUGGUCGUAGACGAGAGCUACUACCUGCCAGAGCUGCCGCGAGAGCAGCAGGGCGUUGGCGCCUUCAGAACAGAACCAAGACGGCCGGAGAGCGCACUUGGCAAGAGAGGGAGAGAAGACGCGACAACGCCCGCUGAACAAGGCCCGAGGAAGAAGCUACGGAAGAGUGCCAGCAUGAAACUUGCCGGACAAAGCCAGGACAUGUGGCAGAGCUUCAGCCAGCACGAGGUCCAGGUAGAAACAUCCUUGGUCGAUGCGUGGCAAGACACACGUGCGGAGGACGUCCAGAAGACACGAGAUAGCCUUGCACCUCGUCGAAGUGACGUGCUCGACGUCGUUGAGCGAAACGACCCCAUGGAGCCUACAGGACUGUUCGCCGGAUACUACGUCUUGAUCCAUGGCUUCGACACCAAGAAGACUAGACAGUUGCGUGGCGCGAUCGAGAAGGAAGGUGGUGUUGUGGUCCGCAGUGGAGAUGAGCUAGAGGCCGCAUCUGAGAACAUCUUCUUCAAAUCACGAUGUCUUCUCAUGCCACAUGCGCAGCCUACUAAGCUGCCCGACGUGCCGCCUGGGACGCUUCUCGUAACUGAAUGGUGGGCAGAGCGCUGUCUCUACUUCAAGCAAAAGCUCGAUCCGGACGAUGAUGCUCUGAGUCAACCUCUUUCGGAAGCUUUGAUACCGGCCUUCAGCAAAUUGAGGAUUUCUAUGACUGGAUUCGACCAGGUCGACUUCCGCAUGACAGCAGAGACAGUCAAGUUGAUGGGGGCAGAGUACCAGGAGCAACUGAUGCCGUCAACUUCGAUCCUGAUUUGCGCCUCCCAGCAUGUCAAGCAGGAGAAGGCGCUUUAUGCCUCCAAACACAAUAUCCCGGUGGUCUCACAAGCUUGGCUCUGGGCGUCGUUGAGAUCGCGAGAAAAGGUGCCCAUUGACGUUUACAGAUUCCAGCUGCCUGCAUACGACCAUAAGCUGCUAACGCCAGAAGGGUCAAAUGCCAGUUCAGCCUUGAGUGCACGCCACCAACUCAAUGGAUCCCGGGGACAAGGAAAGCGAACGGAUGACCUGUCGCAUCCCAAACGCCUGUCGAACACACGCAGGCGUCAUGCAACACCUUCACUCGUGCUCAAGGCCGGUUCUGUAGCAAAGUCGGACGAGCCGGUUCUCAAGAAAUCCCGACCUGGUCCAUUCAUACAUGAAGACGACGAAGACGACGCCGAAGCACCUCCAAUGCCCGUGGAUGACAACGUGACUCAGCGAAUGACGGCAUCUCACACCACCACGACCAUAAAUGCUGGCUCAUUGCCAUUGAAAGAAAUUUCGCCGAACGCAUCACAACCACGAACCGAUAAAUCGUCUGAGAGCAAGCAUGUGUCAACCAGACCGAGGCUCGAUAAUACGGAUACAGACCAGCCGCUGACCGACAAGGCUGUCACCAUCUCACCUCAGGAUGACAGUCACGAGCCAGAAUUACGGCCGAAGUCACCCCGGAAUGCCAUUCCGAGCCCAGCAAAAGAGAAGACGGUCCCCGCGCCUAAGAUGAUGUCCGAACUCACGUCCGACCUCGCAAGUAUCUUGAACCGCCGCGUGGCAUCAGGCAGACACUCUGCAAGCCCUGCCAUGUCUGCUGGGGGUGAGGAGGGCGAGUAUAGUGUUGCAGAUGGCUUUGCGCCUUCUAAGCAGGAAGUCGUUCCAGCACCGGGAACACAGCUUGGCUACGGUGGCAGUGAAGAGAGUUCUGGUAGGCGAGUGAUGAGCGUGAAAGAUAGUGAGGAAAUUGCGAUGAAGAAAGAAGCUGUCGGUGCUGCAGCGGCUGCAGGAAGCAGAAAGGCUGCAAGGACCAGAACCAAGGCUUGA
Molecule: messenger RNA, 2385 nt
Organism: Pseudocercospora fijiensis CIRAD86
Lineage: Eukaryota; Fungi; Ascomycota; Dothideomycetes; Mycosphaerellales; Mycosphaerellaceae
Exons: 5
Coding region: 1-2385 (794 amino acids)
Biological process (GO): mitotic G2 DNA damage checkpoint signaling; DNA replication initiation; mitotic DNA replication checkpoint signaling
Source: RefSeq, a predicted model, not a curated record